Molecule: messenger RNA, 468 nt
Organism: Bursaphelenchus okinawaensis
Lineage: Eukaryota; Metazoa; Nematoda; Chromadorea; Rhabditida; Aphelenchoididae
Source: the annotation of a GenBank genome assembly
AUGCUUGAGACUGAACCCAAGCCUCAGCUUAAGCUUGAGCCAGAGCUAGAGCUAGAGCUAGAGCUAGAGCUAGAGCUAGAGCUAGAACUAGAGCUAGAGCUAGAGCUAGAGCUAGAACUAGAGCUAGAGCUAGAGCUAGAGCUAGAGCUAGAGCUAGAGCUAGAGCUAGAGCUGGCGCUGCUAGGGCCAGAGCCAGAGCCAGAGCCAAAGCCAGAGCCAGAGCCUGAGCCUGAGCCUGAGCCUGAACCUGAGCCUGAGCUUGAGCUUGAGCUUGAGCUUGAGCUUGAGCUUGAGCCAGAGCCAGAGCCUGAGCACGAGUCAGAGUCAGCGCCAGAGCCAGAGCCUGAGCCUGAGCCUGAGCCAGAACCAGAGCCAGAGCCAGAGCCAGAGCCAAAGCCUGAGCUUAAGCCCGAGCCCGAGCCCGAUCCAGAACCAAAGCCAGAUCACGAGACUGAACUUGAGCCUUAG